Adelges cooleyi (spruce gall adelgid) is the source of this 3332-nucleotide messenger RNA. RefSeq names its product dopamine receptor 1-like. Bases 337 to 1662 code for a protein of 441 amino acids. NCBI's taxonomy places the organism in Eukaryota, Metazoa, Arthropoda, Insecta, Hemiptera, Adelgidae. The record is from RefSeq and is a predicted model, not a curated record. Gene Ontology annotation, molecular function: G protein-coupled receptor activity. Gene Ontology annotation, cellular component: membrane. The transcript has 4 exons. Gene Ontology annotation, biological process: adenylate cyclase-activating adrenergic receptor signaling pathway.
GCCGCGUACAAGGUGUUGCGAUUGUUGUGUGCGCGCGCGUGCGACAGAGAGACGACCGUCGUGUCCCGCCAGCACGACCGUCAUCCGUAAACACACGGAAUACAUCACAUCGCACACUAUUGUCCUGUUUGGCCACCGAACCGGUGUCUCGCGCGCCCGUUCCCGCAGGAUUUCUGGCACAUCCCGUUUUGAUAUUAUUAUUAUUAUUAUUAUCCCGGUGCUUCCUGUACGACCGUCGUCCGUCACCUGUAGACGUCACGCGGACCGCUGUAAUGAGGCGCUAAUGACCGGAUGUCACGACAAUCGUCCGGAACGCCUUGAAGCCCGUCCGACUAAAUGGAUGUGUACGUCCUCUUACAGGAUGCCAAGUCAGUACCGAACACGUCCAACAACGGGACGUUGGAAAACGAUGACUACGAAGACAACGCGGAAGACGCUCUGACCGCACUGCCGUUGUUCUGCAUCGGUUCGUUUCUGGUGGUCGUCAUAUUCCUAUCGAUCGCCGGCAACGUGCUGGUGUGCAUGGCCAUCUACACGGACCGCGGUCUUCGGCGGAUCGGCAACCUAUUCCUGGCGUCUCUGGCCAUCGCCGACCUGUUCGUCGGGGCCUUAGUCAUGACUUUCGCUCUAGUCAACGACUUGCAGGGUUACUGGAUGUUCGGCGCCAAGUUCUGCGACAUAUGGAUAGCCAUCGACGUGAUGUGCUCCACGGCGUCCAUACUGAAUCUAUGCGCCAUAUCGUUAGACAGAUACAUACACAUCAAAGAUCCGCUCAGGUACACGACAUACUUGAACAGGAGGAACGCUCUGUUGGGCAUCGCCGGAGUAUGGGCGCUGGCCGCGUUCGUUUCGGUGGUCCCGAUCUGCAUACUGAGCAUCCACAGGCCGCCCAAGCCGAUAGUGUUCCACGCGGGUCAGGCGGGCCAGGCGGAGUACAUGACGUGCGCGCUGGACUUGACGCCCACGUACGCGGUGAUUUCGUCGUGCAUCAGCUUCUACAUACCGUGCGUGGUGAUGAUCGGCAUCUACUGCCGGCUGUACUGUUACGCGCAGAAACACGUGCAGAGCAUCAGGGCGGUGACGCGGCCGCUGACGACCACGACGGCCAUGGCGUCGUCCACGCUGACCGCCGUCCACCACCACACGUCGCCGUACCACGUGAGCGACCACAAGGCCGCCAUCACGGUGGGCGUCAUCAUGGGCACGUUCCUGUUGUGCUGGGUGCCUUUCUUUUGCGUCAACAUCAUCGCCGCGUUCUGCAAGACGUGCAUACCCGACGCCGCGUUCAAGGUGCUCACCUGGCUGGGCUACUCCAACUCGGCGUUCAACCCCAUCAUCUAUUCCAUAUUCAACACCGAAUUCCGGGACGCGUUCCGCCGCAUACUCACCACGCACUAUCCCGACUGGUGCUUUUGCAAAGGCUACAGCACCGUGGUACUCAACUCGGAGACGUCCUUCAGACACCGCCGGAAGACCGGCGGCGGCUGUGACUUCGGGUCGUCCGUCGGCACCGUCAACGCCGUCACCAUCAAACAAAACGGCAAGGCCGCCGGCGGCGGCGCCUUGACCAGUCCCCGGUCGUCCGUGGCCUCACUCAGGCAGUCCCGACUCAAUUCGUCCGAAAAGGUGAUCAUAGAGGCCGAGGAGACCAGCAUCAUCUGACCGCAUCAACUCAACGACAUCCCUCGUUUCCCGGUCGAAUACCUCGUGUGAUCACGUCCAAUGUAUUUGUCGACACGUGGUUCUCGGUAGCGAUAUGUAACUAAUAUACUUUGUGUUACAACAUGAUCCCCUAUGGUUCCAAAUGGAUAAAUUCAGUUGCCUCGAAAUCGCUAAUUUUCAAACCAGUUAAUUGUUUCCCCAAAGACGUUUACACUAAAGAUAUAAUAAUCUUUUAUAAGAUAAUACCGUUAUAAGUUAUAACUAUACCGGAUAAAAUACAAUCAGCUGAUGGUAGGUAAAAACAAAUUCUCACAGAAUUUUUUAAAAAAAUAUUAUUUAUUUUGAAUAUACCUACGACAGUGUGAUUCAUAAUACAGUAUGAAAUCGGUUAAGAAAAACCCCAUCUUGUUCCAAACGACGGACGUUUAUGAUUUGCUUUUGAUGCGGUGCGGCAAAAAAUCACUAUACGUAUUCCAUUUUUUUGAGAUUCUGAGAUUUUUUCAAAAUGUAGCACGCUAGAAGUUUCAAUGAUAUUAAAAUAGUAAAAAAUAGAUACCAUAAUAAAACGAACCAACGGCACUUUAAAAAACGUCUGACCUUCUUUCUGAGAAUUUCCAUUUACCGCCGACGCGUUUCCCUGAACCCGUUGAACUAUACCAACCGGGUCGUACCGUGGAUUACAAUGUCUUGCCAUUAACUUUUCAGUAAUUUUAAUACCGUCCAAUUGACAGCGGAAGAUCCCACAAAGGUUCGAAGGACCAUCCGAAUAGGGAUUUUAAACAGUUACUUAUAAAAGUUCUGUACAGACGUCAAACAUAUUUUAUUCCGCAACAAGCAUUACAUCUUUAUCGAGAACUUAACUCUGUUUCUUGGAUUUCCUUGUAAAUACUAUGUAGUUAGCCCGAGCUCUUCAAAUAUUACUUAAGUCUGUUGUUGUGUACGUACUACUAAUAACGUUCUACUAAUACUAAUAGUUCAACGGCAGGUGGAUACGCCGUCUAUCUUGGAGCGGUUCUAACAUAUAGUUCGACCCCGUAACUCGAUCGCAUAAUAUUUUCUAGAUUAACGUUUUCUUGGGCACCGGGUUUCCAGCUUGUGAGGAACGAGCGCCAUACGAGAAAGGGUGGCCGUUGAUUGAUUUUCAAAACGCCGUAAACGAUGCUGGUGUAAUCUCCAAAAUACAUCCAAAGUAAAUACAGUAGUAAUUCGAUAUCGCACUACGGUAUUUUGUGUGUGUGUGUGUGUCGUUGUGCUUAUGAUAAUGUGUAUAAACGUAUGUAUGUAUAAAUUGUAUAUUGUUAUAUCCGCUUUAGACGCGGGGGCCUACAUUAUUGUAUGUAUAUAUUGUGUAUUUUGUAAUGUGUAAACUUUUAAAAGUACUUAAGUUUAAUACUUGCGUGUGGAUUCGGAGAACCCAACGAGUGUGUAUACAUAAGAACGAAAUUAGACGGUAAGUCGCUACACGCUAUGUGAAGUACUCGAUUGGGAGAAGUGAGUGGGCUGAAAUUGCAACUCACACGGUUCAAAAAUCACAUUUUUCAGAAAAUAGUACCUACAUUUUAAUCCAGACUUCUUUUUAACCACUACUUUCAACGCUAAGUCUAAUCUGAUGACAGAUACGUCUUUACGACACAGUACGUUGCCAACUAAUUUUUCCAUUUUUUUUUUUU